UCUAUACACGCGCCGUGAAGCCUGUCCGAAUUUUGAAGACAAUGCCUACAUUUUUUUUUUUGCAAAUUUUUUUUUUCUGGCUUUGCAUUCACAUCUUGAGAAAUCGUUGCUACAAUUACACGGAAACCACCUGAACCGGAGAUUGGCGUCAGGCAGGUGUCGUCGACGCUGCAGAACCCACAAAAAAAAAACAGAGAGAGAAAAUUGGAAGGACCGAAGAGUUGGGGUCUCAAGGAUGGCAAUGGCAACCUGGACCAUCGGUCUCGGUCCUUACCAGAAGGCAAGGUCGUUUGAGGUUUCGUGCAGGAAGAGAGACAGAGAAAGAGAAAAGGAUCAGAAUCACCCAUACAAAGUUAUAGAGAUUACUCCUCCACCCAAGAGUCUGGGAGUUCGUUGCUUUCCCCCUCAGAAUUUGCAGUGCGGGGAGAGUGUAACAAUAGAAGGGAAUGCUUAUACCAUUUCAGCUGUGACACACCGGUAUCAGCUUCGAAAGGGAAAAUACGAGCCAAGUGAGAAGAGACUUGAUGUUUUGUCCACUGGGAGAUACAUAUUGAAUUUAUAUUUAGAAAACUUGUUGGAACAAUCAUGAUGAACACAUUUAAUUUAAGUACCUGUCUGAUAUCAAGAUAUAUCGUUCUGAUCCUGUGUUUUGUCUAGCGAAUUAAAAUCUUCAUGCUGCUUGGUGAAAUGAAAAAGCCUAGUUCUAUAUUGCUGUGUCCUGAACCUUGUUGGUUUUUAUCUAGUUCAUGGGACCGAAUUUGUCAGUUUUUUUUUUUUUAAACCAUUGCCUUGUAAUAUUGUACCCAUUUGACUUAAUCAACUUUGUAUCAUGGUAA
Messenger RNA from Prosopis cineraria, 836 nucleotides. RefSeq lists its product as uncharacterized. The record is from RefSeq and is a predicted model, not a curated record. The transcript has 3 exons. The coding region runs from base 236 to 589 and encodes 117 amino acids. NCBI's taxonomy places the organism in Eukaryota, Viridiplantae, Streptophyta, Magnoliopsida, Fabales, Fabaceae.